This is a messenger RNA of Oikopleura dioica, 2907 nucleotides long. Lineage: Eukaryota; Metazoa; Chordata; Appendicularia; Copelata; Oikopleuridae. The record is from the annotation of a GenBank genome assembly.
AUGAGCAGAGAUAUCUGGCCUGAAAAUGGACUUCACUCACAAGGACAAAUGCUGAAAAUUAAUAAUCUAUUUCGGCAAGGAUUCCCAACAGGCGCCAGCUCAUUCGAUAUCGACCCAGUCCAGGAACUCGUCGUGAUAGGCACGCGAUUCGGUGCCGUGAGAAUCUUUGGUCGCAAGGGAGUCGAUGUUUCUUUCGAACAUGCGAGUCAGACUGAACUGACGAAUCUUACUUUUAUUGUCAACAAGGGUUAUUUGGUGACAGUUGGCGAUGGAUACAACUUGCAUCUUUGGGACUUGAACUCGCCAAGGCCAACUUUGCUCCACACGCUUCGAUUUAGCUCGGAAAGGGUGAGCUACGUCUACUCGCCGGUGGAAUCGGACUGGUUGUUUGUCGGAACGGAGAAGGGCAAUAUUCAUAUUGUGCAGCUACCGAGCUUCCAAUUGUCCAGCUAUACGAUUCAUUGGAACAAAGCAAUCGAGCUGAGUUGUCGUUCCCGCCCGGGCAAAAUCUGUCAAAUACAAGAAAACCCUUAUGAUUCAAACAAACUCCUCCUCGGCUUCGAAUCCGGAUACUUGGUUCUUUGGAACAUCUCCGAGAAAAACGCCGAGUUGCGGUUCCGCUGUCACGCGGAGCUGACAUGCCUUUUCUGGCACCACGAAGGGAAGCAGUUUAUGACGGGCCACAAAGACGGUCAGCUAGCGAUUUGGAACGUCAAAUCGUCAGAACCGACGGCGAAAUUUAACCCGUACCAGGACGAUAAAGAGUCGGAAGCUGAGCGAGUGCGGAGCGGGUCGAAAUUUUCCCCGAUCGAGCAAGUUGCCUGGUUUGGAAAAUCGAAUGGCGACAAGCGGAAUCUUGUGUCGGUUCUGAGAGGAUCAGAUGUUUCAAUGCUCGAAAUGGACUACAAGAUCUUGUCUUUUAAGCCGAUUCUUAAGAGUCCCUGGACAUGCGAAAAUGAGCCGCCAAAAUCGCUGAUGAUUUUGCUGGAGCGAGAUUGGGUGACUAUCGAUUUGGAUCCUCAAAAGAAAUUUGCUGUUAUUCCAAAUCCACAUGCGGUUGACAUACACGAGUCGCCCGUCACCGCGGUGAAGUACAUUGCAGAUGAAAAAUCAAUUUUGACGAAGCUUCUUCUUCAUUCUUCUUCAAAAAGCGCGACUCAAGAAAAAGCUCCUGAAUCCUGGCCGAUUGGCGGUGGUGAAUUAGCCGACGUAGAGGAGCAACAGUCUGAGAUAUUGAUCAUGGGCCACGAAAGUGGCAGCUUGAAAUUCUGGGUGCUUGCCGACCUGUUCGACCCGCAAAGCAUCGCUGGUCUCAUUGACACAGAUUGCGAAGAGCCGCUGGCAAUUAUGUCGAUUGAACUGUGUUUGCAUACCCAGACACUAGCCGUCUGCGGCGCCGCUGGCCACGUGCUCGUCUUCAACUUUGACAACUGCCUCCUCGAGCGAGUGACUUCCCUCGCGAGGGGGAGAUGCCAUCUCAGACUUCGAUCAAAUCUGCAGCAACAAAGUGGCAAUUUUCAACUCGUCGCAGCACUCGAGUGUUUGGAAAGCGAGGAUGAUCUGGCUAAAAUCUUCUCUCUGUCGAUCAACACGCACUGGGGAAUUGUGGUAGUUGGAACGACAAAUGGCGUCAUUGUUUUUGACUACAUUCAAAAGAAGAAGAUUCUGGCCAUGUCUACUGCUGAUUUACAGACAUCAAUCGAUAGCAGAGCGAGUCGGUCCAAAUCUCAAGGCUUGACGGACAUAAUCGAAAUGGAAAACCAAAAAUCACUGGACAAUGAGCAAAUCAAGCCCCAAUCUUCGCCAAACGCGAGGAGGGGCUGGCGAACUUCGAAGGUUUUUUCGUGGAAGUCCUCUAUGUCUUCGGGCAAGUCUUCUAUUGCCUCAUCGAUGGCGUCCUCCGACGGAAGUUUUUCGCAGUCUCUGGCGACUUCGAUUGAUGAUCACUCGAUGGCGAGCAGUUGUAAUCGGCUCAACUCUAUCUACGACGAUUCGGUGAUCUCCGACAGUGGGGAUGCGAUAAACUGCUUGGAGACCUGCAUAACACCGGAGAAAAAGGAAGCGGGGGCCAACGAUUUGGCUCGGCUUCCAGUCAGGAAAAGCCAAAUAAUCUGCUUGCGCUCCCCUUUGGUGUCGAUCCUCUUCUUCGAAUCCGACCGAAUCAUAUCCUGUACAAAUGCCCAGAACAAACUGCCAGAUGCUGAGAAAUUCUACAAUAUAAUCGCCGCCGAGCGACAGAUAAAGGUGGUGAGCGCCUGCUCGAGGAACAACAAAGAUGUAAAUAUUGCUCCCGAGGACUUUGGACUGCUUUAUAAGGUGCAAGGCGUGGAGGUUGGAAAUACAAGUUAUUUGGCUUGUUUUUCGACAGCUGGGAAUAUUCUGUUUUAUUCCUUGCCAGGCCUGAAACUACUCCUCAAUGUUUCAUACGUUCCCCGCGUGAAUCAAAGAAUCCUCUCGACCAUGAGUUUCAUCAACAACGGCCGCGGCACUUAUCUAAUGAGCCCCUUCGAAAUCCAACACUUUUGCUACACAAAGGAGUCUUUCGACGAACAAAGCCGCCAUCAGCCGAAAUUGAUCCGCGAAGUUGCUCUUCGAGACCGCCCCUCGACAUCGUUUUUCGGCUCCAUUUUCUCAAGUCGGACGAAUUCGAACAAUCGAAGUGAACUUUUUGGCGAAACGAAAAAUUCUUCUCAAAUUGCUACUUUUAUUCCCGGCGAUUUGGACCGAGAAACAUCAGGAUUAGCAGGAGAAUUGGCGAAAAUGCGGCAAAACGUAAUGAAGCGUCAGGAAAAUCUACAAUCCUGCACUGACGAGACUGAAAAAAUGAAGGAAAGUGCAAGUCAAUUUCAAACAAAUGCGAAGCAGCUCAAAGAGAAGUUCAAGACAAAAAAAUGGUUUCAGCUUUGA